ACGUGCAGUGGCACUAGAUGGCGCCACUCACGUUUUAGAUCGCGCUAUGACUUGUUCAUACUAGGGUAUAUGAGGCAAGCCAUCGGUUUGCCAAGUUGUUGGUGUUCUCAGUUAUUGGUGCCUACAUUGUUUGUUUAAAUAAACCCAACACCCAUCGAGAUCAAGCCGUAGUUUCAUUUGGUGUGACCCGCGGCCCCGGUUCAAUAGUGCACGGUGGGUUUGGGUGCUCCGGCCCAUACAUUGGUCCUUCGAGCCGGAUAUCUGGAACCGAGGACAUUUUUUGGAGACAAGUGGUCACUGGAGACCACCCGCCGUACUCGCAGUGGAUUGCUGCAGAAACCGAGUACGUAGCACCGACGGAAGGCGCCGGCAGAGGGCGCCAUCGGCGCUAGCAGCGGACUGAUGACAAGUGACAGCAGAGGACAUCAACCACAGAUCAACAAGGACAGGAGUUCAAAUCACAUUGACAGCUGUCAAUGUGACACGUGAGUGCAAAAGUGUCAAGUGUCAAAAGUGACGUUUCAAAUUUAAUACUAUUAGUUAAAGUAAAUUGAACUUUAUUUCUUUAGUGAAAAUAACUUUGAAAUUUCAAGAUUGAAAAUAGACUUUGAAAGAUAAAUUAGAGUAAUUUGUUAAAGUAACUUAGAAUUAAUUGCAUGUUAAUUAAGACUUAGAAUAAGUUCACUAAAAACGAGGGAACGGGGAACCUAUGCCCGAUUUCCGCCAGAGUUAACUAAGUGUAAAACACUUGUAAAAUUUUUAAGAAAAAAUAUUAACUUAGAAGAUUUUUGGUAGCAAAAAGACUUGUAAUUUUUUGUGAUUUGAAAUUGGAACAUAGAAUUAUUUUGGUUAAUAGAAUAUUUUGUUAAAUUUGUUGAUAUUUGUGAAAUACACUUUGUUGUUUGUUUAUAGAACAUCAUAGUAAUUUAGUUUGAGAUAAUUUUAAGUUCAUUUUUCGGUUUAAUUUCAAUUAUAAUUUAAUAAUUUGCAGUAUUUAUUGAUUUGUUAGUUCAACCAUGGAAAGUUUAUUAAAUGUACAAUAUGAGUUGCAUAAUAUAAUUAAAAGGGGGUUUUCCAAUUUUAAGAAAACACCAAAGGACAGACUAAAUUGCGAGUAUAUAGAAGUUAAAUCAGAGAAUUUAGAACAUGAUUGGUUAAGUUUUAGGUCAAAUAACACAAAAUUGUACGAAAUAUCUGAACCAGAUGUUUUAUCAAGUAAACAGUAUGUCCAAAAUGAAAUAUAUGAAGCUACAGAAGAUAUUUAUUUGCUAUAUAAAUCAUUAUUAAAAAAAAUAUUGAAUCAGUAUUCUAAAGAACAACCUAGUAAGGAAAAAACUAUUGUAUCAGGUCAACAGCAAGAUUCGUGGGUAAAAUUACCAAAAAUUUCCAUUCCCACAUUUUCUGGUAAAUAUUCGGAAUGGACCACAUUUAGAGAUUUAUUUUUGGCCCUAAUUCAUAAUAACGAGACUUUAGAUAGUGUACAAAAGCUACACUAUUUAAAGUCUCACUUAACGGAUGAGGCCGAACAACUGAUUCGGCACACUCCGAUUACGGGAGCAAAUUAUAAUCAAUGUUGGUCACUUUUAGAACAACGAUAUAAUAAUAGAAAGUUCUUGGUAAACAAUAUUUUGCAACGUUUGUUUGGUAUUAAACAUAUAAAUUUGGAAUCAGCGUCGGGUCUAAAAGUACUAAUAGACACCACCAUAGACUGUUUAAAUGCAUUAAAAAAUAUUGAUAUUGAUGUGAGCACAUGGGAUAUUAUUAUCAUUCAUAUAGUCAGUUUUAAAUUAGAUCAAGAGACUCGAAAGCAGUGGGAGCUACAUAUUUCGAGCUCAGUAGAUUUGAAUAAUUUGCCAACUCUAGAUCAGUUCAAAUGUUUUAUUGAGAAUCGGUUUCGUGCACUAGAAUUCGUAGAGUCAAGAAAAUCUUCAGUACAGCGGACCAGUGGUAACAGCUCCAGACCAAAGGCUUUUGUUGUGACGAAUGAGUCAGAUAAACUUCGUUGUGAAUUUUGCUCAGGUAGUCAUAAAUUAUGUUUCUGUAAAAAAUUUGCAAGUGAAGAUGUAGAAAAACGACGCGACUUUGUAGCAAAUAACUCUAUCUGUUAUAAUUGUUUGGGCAGUAACCAUCGAGUUCAUGAGUGCAGAAAAUCUGGAACUUGCAGAAUCGACAAUUGCAGAAAACGGCAUCAUUCACUUCUGCAUCCAGAACAGGAGAGCCAGAGUAGAGCUACCAGUUCAACAGCAAGAGAACCAGUUGAGAGUGCUAGAAUUACAACUAGUGCUGAACCAAUCGUUUCCUGCUUAUCAACACAAAGAAGCUCAAAUAGCGGACAGGUUUUACUUGCAACAGCAUUAGUAAAAGCCGAGUCUGAAACUGGAGAUCAAAAUAUUAGAGCACUAAUAGAUCAAGGAUCACAAGCCUGUUUCAUAACCGAAUCAGCUGUGAAACGGUUACAGCUCAAAAAGACUGCAGUAAGCGGAACCAUAACGGGACUUGGAGGAGAUAGAGCUAUUAAUUCUAAACAUUUAGUGUCUAUUAAGUUCAAAUCUAGAUUCAAUAGAGGUCGUAAAAUCGAAGUAACAGCAUACGUAUUAAAAGAAAUCACUAGUUAUCUGCCUGAGAAAAGAAUAAAUGAAAUAAAUUGGAUAGAACUGCAGAAUCUCAGUUUAGCUGAUCCACAUUUUAAUAGGCCUAAUAAAAUUGAGCUAUUGUUGGGAGCAAAUGUGUAUAGCCAAAUUCUGCAGGAUGGCAUUAAAAAGGAUCCAACAGGCAAUCUUCUGGCACAAAACACCAGUUUAGGUUGGAUUCUGACAGGCAAGGUGACAUGUCAAAACCAGUUCAAUAGUAAUAGUCUGGAAAAUAUAUCGGUCUUACAAACUGAUAUAUUGAAAGGAAAUGGAAGAAAUUUACAGUGCAAAAAGUAUGCUGACAGAGGAAGAGCUGAAACGAAAAAAUUAUAUUUAAAUAUAAUAAAUAUUUAAAACACAACAAAACAAAAAAGUUAACAGGACAUCAAAGUCAAACAGAACAACAAGGUCAAUCAAGACAACAAGAUCAAACAGGACAACAAGGUCAAACAGGACAACAAGGUCAAACAGGACAACAAGGUCAAACAGGUCAACAAGGUCAAACAGGACAAAAAGUCAAAAAGGACAAAAGGUCAAACAGGACAACAAGGUCAAACAGGACAGUUAACAAGGUCAAACAGGACAAGACUUCAAAAGAAUAGGACAUGCUUAACAAGGACAAACAGGGCACACAUAUACAGGACAAAAAUAACCAAAAGAUCAAAGGAUAAAGGACAAUGAAAAGUUCUAGAACAAAAAAGAAAAAAUAGUAUAUAAAGGAAAAAUAAAGGUACUUACCUUAGACCGAAGUGAAGAUCAGUUUACUUACUCGGAUAAUCUGCCGGAUAUGUCAUCUGGACCUGAAACAAAAGGAUCAAUAUUAUUAGUUACAUCAUAUCUGUACAAUCUACUAGGAUCAAUAGCAACUUCAAAUUAUGAAAGCAAAAUUAAUUAUUAAAAAGCUAUAGCUAGCAAGAUCAUUUGGGAAGAGUUAAUGUUGAAAGAACUACAAAAUUAAUGGUUCACUUACCGUAGAGAACUUGAACAACUUACUGCAGGACACGUCCCCCGAUGGUUGAGUGAUCCAAAGACGAAUGUUACCCCUGAAUUAUAUAUGGAUUCUGCAAUCCUUCCCAGUUAGCAUGUGUAGCCGUGGUUUAUUCAAGAAUAGAUGACAAGGGGGAACUAUUCACAUUUCAUAGUAUCUUCAACGAAAAUCGAAGGAGACGAAGUCGUAGCACAAUGCUUGUGGCUAGACUUUAGUUAAGAUAGCGAAAGUGUUGGAUGUUCAAAAGGACAUCAUUCGAGCGUGGACUAAUUCCGCUAUUGUUCUCGUCUGGCUAAAUACCUAAAUAGUUAAUUUGACAGUUUCAAUUUCGAGAUCAUAGGUCGAGGAAUCUCAUAUAAAAUGCCAAAGGUAGAAAAGGUUAAGUCGGAAGCAGCAAUUAGGUUACUUGUCAAUACAGUUUCAGAAAAUAUCCUGCCAAAAGGUUUUAUCUAUAUUUGGAGAUUCAUUUACUUCAAUUCGAGAGCCUCUGGUAGCUGUACUGGAGAAUAACUUAAUGUUAAACGUAAUAUUUUCAACGAUAUGGCAAUUUAUUCAAAGCUUUAGAAGUCCUCUUUUACAAAGAGGGCCUGCCCCCUGGCAGCUAGUUAAUAGGUCAAAUUGUGGAAAAGCACCCACGUACUGAUAGUAUAACCCGUGUGAUCGCUAUCAAGGUGAACAAUACUACUUUCAAAAGGUCCUAAAAUUAAUAUAAUGCAAAAUUUAUGGAAAAAUCAAAUAAAAGGAAAGUUCAAAGUCAACAAAUUGAUAGUAAUAGUACCGAGUAGUGUAGUUCAUAGAUCAUUUUUAAGUUCACCUAAAAUUUAGCAUUAAAUUUAGUUAAUUUUUUUAAGUUCAAAUUCAUUUUUAAACUUUAGUAUUCUUUUCAAACUAAACUUUAAGAGUAAGAAUUGUAAGAUUAAGAAGUUAAAUAAAAUCAAUGUUUAAAUUUAAAGUAAAUAAUUGAUGCUUUGAUGGUUGUAUAUUUAAUUCAUAGAUCAAUUUUAAAUUAAUUUGUAAUUUAGUUCAUAUUUCCAGUUCAAAUUCGUUUUAUAAUUUACUAUUCCAUUCAAAGUAAAUAACUGAUAGUUGUUACAUAGUUUGUAGAUUUCAGUUCAUAGAUCAAUUUUUAUUUAACUUUAUAAUCUAACAGUUUAGUUCAUAGAUCAAUUAUUAAGUUCAUUUUAUAAUUUAGUGUUAAGUUUAGUUCAUAUUUCAAGUACGAUUUAUUUACAAGUUCAAAUUUAUUUUUUGUAUUAAUUUUAGUUCACAGUUCAAUGAACUUGAGCAGUUCAAUUAUAAUUUUUGUAUUAAUUUUAUAUCUCGUUCAGUAAAAUCUGAAAAAUUUGGAAUGUAGGUCAGUAAAGUCAAACCUUGUAAACUUCUCACCAAGAACAUUACAUGUGGUCACGGUGGGCGGAAUAAUGAAGGACAUUUCGCCACUAAAUGUCCUUGGUGGGCGGUAUGUUUACGUGCAGUGGCACUAGAUGGCGCCACUCACGUUUUAGAUCGCGCUAUGACUUGUUCAUACUAGGGUAUAUGAGGCAAGCCAUCGGUUUGCCAAGUUGUUGGUGUUCUCAGUUAUUGGUGCCUACAUUGUUUGUUUAAAUAAACCCAACACCCAUCGAGAUCAAGCCGUAGUUUCAUUUGGUGUGACCCGCGGCCCCGGUUCAAUAGUGCACGGUGGGUUUGGGUGCUCCGGCCCAUACACUAUACGGUAACAUAUCAUGCGAAAUCCUACUAAUAACUAUCCUAAUAAAAAUCAAUAAACGCGAAGGUUUGUAUGGGAUGUAUGUUUGUUACUCUUUCACGCCUCGUAUGUUUAGUGUGGCCUCUGCUACUGAACCGAAUCACCUGAAAUGUGAAGUAGAGAGAUUUUACUCUGGAUUAAUACAUUCAUCCCGGAAAAAUCCAUGGCUCCCGCAGGGUUUUGAAAAACUAAAUUCCGCACAGACGAAGUAGCGGGUGUCCGCUAGUUAUAAAUAGAAGGGGGAGAAAGUUUACGAGUUUUACGCAGGCGGCUUCAGAAGUGGCUUUCUGUAAUUUCAAAAUGACCAUAUUGUAUUAAGUUGUUUUUUUUAAGGGUUCCAUAGUCGUCAAGAAAACAUGUCCUAGUUUCGCCAUGUCCGUCCGUGGUUUAGCGCAGUGACUUACUACUAGAAAGCUGUAAAUUAACAUGAGCAUAAAGUCGUAAAAUAUAAUCUUGAAUGUUUUUUUACGAUACCGGCCCUACGUGUAAGGUGGGGUUGAGUUUUCUUACUCGUUUAUUUCAUACUGUGAGAUAUGUUUAGAUAGUUCUUUGAAAGAUACGAGGGGGUCUUCUACCAACAUUAUUCGAUUUAGGAAUCAGUUUAAUGUUAGGCUUUCAAGAGCAAACAUUCGAGUCUAGUGUCCCCACGGUCCCCACCUUCUACCGGCUAAACGGUCGUUUAUGGAUAAGUAGUGUUAGAUUUUUAAUUAUUUAAAUAAUUAUAAAUACAUAAGACAACAUAUAAAAACUCCUUCUUCCAGAUAAAUGUUUUAAUCUGUACUGUUUAUUAAUGAUAAUGGUUUUAUUCUGAGGUUGGUAGGGUAUUGUGAUACAUACUCUAUGUAAAAGAGGCGAACAUGCGAUUAUGUGGCGUGAAGUUUAUUUAAUUAAUGUAUUAUCCAUCUACCAAAGUAACGAUUUGUUUAAGAAUGAGUAAUAAGUUAUUUGAAAUACAGUUUAUACAUUCCAGCUUGUGUUAUUUUAUUCCAUUGCUUUUAUCAGAAGUGAGAGUACCUACGAACACGAUGUCAUUACCUACAUUAAAGUCGAUCUACAGAAAGAAAAUGUAACGGCAUUUAAAUGAAGUGUGAAUUUGGGAAACAGUGGUUUACAUUACGAGAAAUGCGAUAAAAAUCAUACGUGUGUACAACCAUUAAGUAUGUAUACCACUGACGGCUAUGGGACGCACGCCGCACUGGUCCCGGUAAAAGUAUUUAUGCGAUGUCGGUUGUCGAUGCUUACAAUAUCUAACAAGAAUGAAGAAACGUAAACGUAACACACUUAUACCAUGUUGACGAUAUUUAUGAGCAAAACAGUCAAACAGUCCAACAGCACUCAUAAGAGGAUAUUAUUUGAAAAACUGCGAGAGAACAGAGAAGAACGUGUAAAUUAAUAACAAAAUACAAAGAUGCAUGUGUGGUGUUAGCUGCAGAGUAUAUGAGAUGGAAUCCUGUUGGUUUGACGGAUGAGAAAUACCAAUGAUGUCUAAAUAUAUUAAACUAGGUGUCUGGUGAGUUUUAUUAGUUUGAUUAAACAGCCUCAUAAAUUAUUCAGUUGUGACUAAUAUGAAAUAAAAUUACAAAGAAUAAAUAAUCACUAGGUGAAACUAAGUAUGGUUGAUAGGUUGUCAGUUUGUCUGGCUUAUUGUCAAAACAUUUUUGUUAGAUGACUAUAUCUAGGAAACCAAAAUCAUUUAAGUGAAAAGUACACACACACACACACACACAUACACACUGCUCAAGAAAUUAACGUAUGAAGACAGACCACUCUAGGGUUGUUAGGAUGUAGGACACUGGCAUAAUGUAAUAUUGAGAAAUCUUAAUUAUAGAACUACAUUACAUCCGUUGCUGACAUGGGACUAAAAUGAAUUAACUAAAAUAUUGUUUUUUUUUGUGCCUGUAACUUCAAACUAUACAUUUGUUAUAUGUGAGUUUUUAUGACUGAAUAACAUAAAAAUUAAAAAUAUAUGAAGUUUUAUGUAAUGGUUCAAGUAUUAUUUUAGGCCUUGAUGUAGGUACCUGAUAACAAGUUUUGAGACAGCUAUUACAAUAUUUUCAGAUAGGAUUUGCUUAGAUAUAUCAUUAUGUAGAUUACUGUAUGUACUUAAUAUAAAUUUUUUUAAAUCUUUUAAGAAAUUGGAUUGAUAGAUUUCUUGAAAAAUAAAUUUGUAGUUAUGUUUGAAAACCUAUUUAACUAUUCAAGCGUUGACAACAUGCCUUCAGCCUAUUUAGUAUAGAACAGUUAUUAACAAUCUGCAGCAACACAGUAAAUGAUUCUUAUCCAUGAAUAUUAUUAUAUUCGGCUUAUCUACAAGAGUACUAAGAGAUAUUAUGAUAUUCAUCUUAAUGAAAUCUUAUAAUUAAUUAAAUUGGAGAUUUUUUUUUAGGGUGAUAUUAAAAAGUUACUUGUGUGACAAUUGAGUAAUAAAUAAUUAAUUAUAAUAAUAUCAUUGAUCACAAAUUGUCUUAGAGCCCAGUCUGUAUGGACUUCAAGUAAAGAGACACAGAUUGCCAUAAAUAGGUUGUAAAAUAUUUGUCUAAGACAUAUUUUGACAGUUUUGUGGGUGGGUGACGUUGGGCUCUCUUUUCAUUAAUGGUCAUGUGCAGAUGUAUAGAUUCUACAUACAAGUAAAUUAACCAUACUAUUGCUGUUGUUUUAGAUUCAAUCAAUCAGUUUAUUAUUUGCAGAUACACUAGUGUAUUUAAUCCAUGUCUCAUUUGUUUAUUUCUAGCAUUUUAUUAGAUUGCAACAUUUUGUAUAAUUAUGAAAAUUAGUAAUUAUUAUGGGGUUGUGGUUAGAAUUAUAUAUUCGGAUGGUUACAAUGAUAUGUGCAUAAGGUUUUAACUAGGGUAUACUAGUACACUAAAGGUAAAAAAAAAAAUUAGAAAAUUCCUUGGCCAACAUAUUAAGUGGUAUAGGUUUUGAAUAUAGAUUUGUAUUGGGUCCUUAGGUAGUCAGUACAUUUGUGCAUCUACAAAGUGCACGCCACCGAGUUGUUGGUACCUGCAUGCAACUGAUGGGUGGUCUGCAUCAAGUAUGAAUCAAUAUAGAGACUUAAAUCAUUACAUCAGUAAAAUAAUUAAUGGAUAUAGCCAAAAAAAAAAAAAGAAAUUUAACAGAAUUAAAAAAAAAAGAAUAUACUAAAAUUAAUGAAUAGGUAAAACCUCUGAUAGCAAACUAGAGGUAUAUAACAAAGGGGGUGGUCUGGUCUAAGACAGGUUUAUGCUACUAUUAUUACAAAAAAGGGGGUAGUCUGAAGAUAAUUAUACAAUACAUAGUCAAAUAUCAUCUUUUCUUAUCUAGUGAUAACUACUAGGAUUGGAUUACAUACUAAAAUUAUUACAAUCAUAAAUCGCAAUAUUUUCAAGAAGUCUUUAUUAUCAUUAAAAAAAAAAAAAGCAUUUCUUUAGGAGAAAGAGUCUUUUGUCUGAAUUAAAGUAAAUUGAUAGAUUAACACAUGUUUAACAUUUUAUUUCAUUUUAUGUACCGGGUCUAAGGUUCAUUCAAUUAUAGACUGAUUUUCUCUUGGAUGCUAGGUAUGCUAGUUAUGUUAAAUUAAAUUAUUUGUCAAACAAGUAUGAUAUUUAUCUGAACGAUUAAGUGACUGAGCUAUGUGAUACUGUGUGAAAAUAUUUGAUUACAGAUCCGAGAUGCAUGGAUAUUGAUUGAUGAAUAUGGGAUAUAUGAGAUUCUCAUGAUAAUCAUCGGGUUGAACACAGCCCUAUUCGACAGUUGACCCAAAUCACAAAGAUGAGAGAAGUUACACUAUGUAUUGAUAACACACGAUUUAAAUUUAGUAUUUUUAUUUAUGAUAUGAUGAUAUUAUAAUUAUGUAUUAUAUUGAGAGUUAUUAGUUUUGAUAUCAUAUAUACAUAUAUUUUAAAUAUUUGCUCACAUCCAUGAUGUUAUUCAUUAAUUAUGACUUACUGAUGACGAUUUGUGUUUUGGUAAAAUUUUAAUAUAAGGAUAGAUGUAUUACACAGGCCGACACGAUUUUCGUUGUCCAAGAUAUAAUUAUUUUUUUUCUACUGAUUUUGUAGUGCUGAUUACGAAAUCAGACCUAAUUUUAUCAUAUCACAUCAGAUUUUUAGUAAAAUUAAUAUAUUCGCUAGUUUUGAUUUUUCAGUGAAAUUUUCGAGUUUUGGCACUCUUUCUUUGAAUUAAGCGACCUCUCAUGAGAAAUUACUUCAGUUAUAACAACGACACACCUAUUUGUAACGCGUUUCGUGGAAAUAAGCUGUUAUAGUGCCUUUGUUAAAAAAAAAUAUAUAUAUAUUUUAGUUAAUGGUUUUUUUUGUUGUUGGAAAACGUCUGAUAAACAUAACGUCUUCUAUAAAGUGUCACAAUAGUCCAGAUAUAUUUUGUUACAUUUGUUGAAACUUUAUGAUUCUAAGCAAAAACUGAAAAAUUUGUGGAAAAUAUGUAUAAUAAAUAUGUAGCUUAUUUUGACUUCAAAAUACAAAUAAAAUCGUAGACUCUGCAGUUUGUACUAAUCGUGUUGAACAAUUAAGGCAGUGGACACUGGACAUACAGCAAAAGACAAUCUCUACCUUUUGGUACUACCUAUGAUAUAGUGAAAGCAAGACAAUCAUACAGAUAUUGUUAUUUUUGCUGUAUGUUAGAAGCUUUUAAAGUAAAAUUUGUUUUCCUUUUUGUAAAAAAAAAUUGAUGUGAUAGAGUAAUUGUGCAGGUAUUUUUGUGUUCAAAAUACUAUAAAUUACUGAUAAUUUUUACUGAAAUCAAAACAACGUUCAAAAAGUAUUCAUUUGUCGGCCGGUGUUAUCGAUAAUAUUUUAGAUAGUAUUAUAGUAUAGUAGUGUUAUGACGACUAAUAUACCGUUAUUUGUUUUGUGAAUGAUUAUGGAUAUAUUUGUUGUAUAAUAAUUUCUCUAUUGAUUAUUACACAGCAAAAUAAAAUAAAUAAAUAAAUAUAAAAAGAUUCCAACGAAUUGAUAAACUCCUUUUUUUUGAAGUCGUUUAAAAAUGUAUGUAUAUGUAUUUAUAUCUGAUUUUAUAUUUUGAUUAUCUUCUAUCACAUGUCAUCUGGAAGUCUAACACGAUCAUGAAGUCCUGUAACUAUAUUAGUUCUGAACUUGAUGGUGAGGGGUUCGGUGCAGAUGCAACACAUCAUCUGGAAGUCUAACACGAUCACAAAGUCCUGUAACUUUACUAGUUCUUGACUUGGUGGUGAGGGGUUCGGUGCAGAUGUCACACAUCAUCUGGAAGUCUAACACGAUCACAAAGUCCUGUAACUUUACUAGUUCUUGACUUGGUGGUGAGGGGUUCGGUGCAGAUGUCACACAUCAUCUGGAAGUCUAACACGAUCACAAAGUCCUGUAAUUUUACUAGUUCUGGACUUGGUGGUGAGGGGUUCGGUGCAGAUGUCACACAUCAUCUGGAAGUCUAACACGAUCACAAAGUCCUGUAACUUUACUAGUUCUGGACUGGGUGGUGAGGGGUUCGGUGCAGAUGCCAUUAAUCGAUGAUGACGAAUUUGACAAAUAUAAAUAAUGUUUUGAAAUGAUGAAAAUAGAUAAGUUGAUUGACAAAAGCUUCACAUGAACAUUAUGUUUAUUUAUAAUAUGUAUCACUCUUAUUCUUAUUUAACAUUUUUAUGAUAAAAGUAUAUAGAAGAAAUCAAGAAUUUCAUUAUAGUUUCAUUGGAUUCUUUUAAAUAACUUAUGGGAUGCUGUGUGAUAAUUAAUUAUAAAAUUUUAUUGUUAACAUUGUUCUAUUUAUAGUUGAUAUUAUAGUAAUGUCAUAAUUUCAUGAUAUUCUUGUGUUGUUUGGGGACAAACUUUUAGUAAGGAUGGCCGAAUAUUAGAAGAUAAAGACAUUACAUUUGUAAAUAUUACAUAUCGUCUAUGUACUUAAUGCUUUAAAUUAAUCUACUACUCUGUCUAAGUUAAUUACAAUAUUUAAUAAGUCUCUGUCUAGAGUAAAGCUCCCUCUUGUCAUCUGGAAGCUCAGACAAAUAUUAGAAGAUAAAGACAUUACAUUUGUAAAUAUUACAUAUCGUCUAUGUACUUAAUGCUUUAAAUUAAUCUACUACUCUGUCUAAGUUAAUUACAAUAUUUAAUAAGUCUCUGUCUAGAGUAAAGCUCCCUCUUGUCAUCUGGAAGCUCAGACAAAUAUUAGAAGAUAAAGACAUUACAUUUGUAAAUAUUACAUAUCGUCUAUGUACUUAAUGCUUUAAAUUAAUCUACUACUCUGUCUAAGUUAAUUACAAUAUUUAAUAAGUCUCUGUCUAGAGUAAAGCUCCCUCUUGUCAUCUGGAAGCUCAGACAAAUAUUAGAAGAUAAAGACAUUACAUUUGUAAAUAUUACAUAUCGUCUAUGUACUUAAUGCUUUAAAUUAAUCUACUACUCUGUCUAAGUUAAUUACAAUAUUUAAUAAGUCUCUGUCUAGAGUAAAGCUCCCUCUUGUCAUCUGGAAGCUCAGACAUACAUAAGACCUACCUCGCUAGAUGUUGUUUUUCGUCAAAGUACAUGAUUUACUUGUAUGAUCUAAUGCGAUUAUAAGAACUGUCUCUGUAGAAUCGAGGUUUCAUAGUUAUAACUUUAUAUUAACAUAACUUUUAGUUUAGUUUAGGAAUGACAAAAUGACAGACAAUUUUGUCGUGAAUUUGGGUAAUUGGACUGAAUCUGGAAAUGAUUAAAGAUUGAAUUUAUUUCAAAUUUGUAAAAACAAGAAUUAACAUACCAGUUUAACUGAAUUUAAGUGUUUGGAUUUUUAUCAAUAGAAUCACUAUCAAAAUCUGUAUAGGUCUGUAUUCACAAUUUGUAAAUAUUGAAUGAGAAAUCUGUUAAACUAUAAUUAUAUAAUUCUUAAAGAAUAUUUAAAUGUAUUGUAGGGUGUUUCAACAUAUUGUUAAAUCAAGGUUUAAAAUUAGAAAAUAUCUGUAAUGACAAAAUUGAAUUUUACUACUUGUAAAUCAGUGAAUUUAGCAAGUAGUAAUAAUAAUAGAUUAAUUGGGACUCACUUUUGUUAUAAUUAGAAAUUAUUGGAGAAUUAAUGAGUUGUGGUAAUAAACAUAAAUUAAAAUUUUAAAUACUAUGAGACAUAGUUCAGUGAAUCUUUAUAAUAAUGUAAUGUUAGAAUUUAUUUGUGUUUACAAAGUUUGAGGACAAACUUGUAGUCAGUAUGGCCGAAUGUUAGAUUUUUAAUUAUUUAAAUAAUUAUAAAUACAUAAGACAACAUAUAAAAACUCCUUCUUCCAGAUAAAUGUUUUAAUCUGUACUGUUUAUUAAUGAUAAUGGUUUUAUUCUGAGGUUGGUAGGGUAUUGUGAUACAUACUCUAUGUAAAAGAGGCGAACAUGCGAUUAUGUGGCGUGAAGUUUAUUUAAUUAAUGUAUUAUCCAUCUACCAAAGUAACGAUUUGUUUAAGAAUGAGUAAUAAGUUAUUUGAAAUACAGUUUAUACAUUCCA
Molecule: messenger RNA, 12793 nt
Organism: Bicyclus anynana (squinting bush brown)
Lineage: Eukaryota; Metazoa; Arthropoda; Insecta; Lepidoptera; Nymphalidae
Exons: 2
Coding region: 1017-2984 (655 amino acids)
Source: RefSeq, a predicted model, not a curated record